GUCCGCGGCGCGUUAAUGGGAGUCAAAAUAGCGUAGUCGGUCACCGCGGGGACGAGUCACGAUCGCAGCGUAGACGAGGGAUGUUGUGUACCGAAGCGCGCGGAGGUGUGUGUGUGUGCGUUAGUGAGCGAGCUCUUGUGAACGGCUGUGCUCUGCUGAGGACGGAGAUGAACGCAGUGGUUUGUGUUGCAAAGGAAAUCACAAUAAGGUGCAGUUGGUGAGAUGAGGAAAAAUUCAGGAAAAUAGCUUUUGGUGUUUUUUUGAAAUCGAGAAAACUGUGAGUGCCUUUUUUUUGAGUUCGAAUAGAAGACUUGAGAGACGGUUUUCAGGAAGGUCGGCGGUAUUGUGUUUUCCGGAGGAGGGAAGAAAGUGCUAAGUGAGUUCAUCGUAUUUUUUUCCUCAUAAGGGAAAGACACCUGUGUUAUCUUCCGUGAGAAAAGUAGUUGAGAUCUUGGAGGCAUUUUUAUAAAGGCCAUUUUGAGAGACUAUGGAAGUGUGUUGAUCGAAAAGGAGAAAUUAUUUUAUACGCAGAAAGAGAAAAGGUGAUUGCAGUGUGAGAAGCAGAAGAGAGUAAUAAAAAGAAGUGUGUAAAGAGUGUGAAGUGCAGAAGACGCCAGGUCUUGGCAGUGUCUCCGGCCGGCCAGCGGAUACAAUGACCAGGCCGUAGUGUUGCGUGAGCCGGUGUGCGCACGCGCGUGUUUGUGUGUGUACCUCAGUCCUUUUUCUGUCUUCUCCCCCACACUUGCCAAUCAUGUACGCCUACGCCGGGGCCUAUUCGGGGGCUUACAUGGGCGUGGGAUCCGGGGUGGGCGGCCUCUCCGGGGGCAGCAUGACCGCCCCCGCCGCCCAUCACCAGGUGCUGGCCACACCAACGCCCCUUCCUGCUGCGGCGGCAGCCGCUGCAGCCGCCCAUACCAUGACGACCAGCCUCCCGCCCACGACGACCAAGAGGAGGGAGAACCACUGCGAGAUCGAGCGGCGGCGGCGGAACAAGAUGACGGCGUACAUCGCGGAGCUGAGCGACAUGGUGCCCACCUGCUCUGCCCUGGCGCGCAAACCCGACAAGCUCACCAUCUUGCGCAUGGCCGUGGCGCACAUGAAGGCACUCAGGGGUAUGGAGAUUGCCAACGGGAAUGGAAUGGGAACAGGAAAUACCAAUGCAGAUGGAACUUACAAACCAUCAUUCCUCACUGACCAAGAGCUGAAGCAUUUAAUCCUUGAAGCGGCAGAUGGCUUCCUCUUCGUUGUAGCCUGCGACACAGGACGUAUUAUCUAUGCUUCAGACUCUGUCACUCCAGUCCUAAACCAGCCACAGAGUGACUGGUUCGGAUCAAGCGUCUAUGAACACGUGCACCCAGAAGAUGUGGAGAAAGUAAGAGAACAGUUGAGCACCCAAGAGCCAGCCAACCAAGGACGUAUUCUCGAUCUCAAGACCGGAACUGUUAAGAAGGAAGGCCAUCAGUCAUCAAUGAGACUGUGCAUGGGUUCGAGACGUGGAUUCAUUUGCCGCAUGAAAGUUGGUGCAGUUACCCCAGAGAACAUGAAUUCUGGUCACCUAAAUCGGCUGCGUCAGAGAAAUUCCUUAGGCCCCGCAACUGAUGGACAUAACUAUGCUGUAGUCCACUGCACAGGUUACAUCAAGAACUGGCCUCCUACUGGCGUGCAGAUGGACCGAGCUGAAGAGGAGGCUCAUGGAUCCUCCCACUGCUGCCUUGUGGCUAUUGGCCGUCUUCAGGUUACCUCGGCACCAAACACCUCAGAUCUCAUGGGAUCAAACUCACAAAAUGAGUUCAUUUCUCGUCAUGCGAUGGAUGGCAAGUUCACUUUUGUUGACCAGCGGGUUAUGACAGUCUUGGGAUACUCUCCGCAAGAGCUGUUGGCCAAGCCAUGCUUCGACUUCUUCCACCCAGAAGAUCAGACACAUAUGAAGGAAAGCUUUGAUCAGGUAUUAAAACUGAAAGGCCAAGUGAUGUCAGUUAUGUACCGCUUCCGUGGAAAGAACCGAGAGUGGGUUUGGCUGAGGACUGCUGCCUUUGCAUUCCUCAACCCGUACACAGAUGACAUAGAGUACAUUGUCUGUACAAACAAUGCAGCAAAAACUGUCCAAGGAGGCGGCGAAAUGAGUGCCAACACAGAGCACCAGGAAGUCAGUUCGGUCAGCAGCCAGUAUGGCACCCAUCAGCCAGGCUUGGAAUACUCCUUACAGCGGCAGAGAGAACUGUACCCACACAUGGUCCAGUCACACAUUCACACAGGUUCCGGGAGACCAAGUAGUACCCAGGGUGUGUACAGUGGCUAUGAGGCUGGGGCUUCACCCCUAGCUGGCUACUCCCCAAGCACCCCUCAGGCCACACCACUCACCUCCCAGUCCUCCUCCAGCCUUCCACGUAACACAAAGUCGUCCUCGCCUCCAUCUACGGCACAGGCAACUGCUUGGUCCAAUCCACACAUCAGACAGAGUGGUGACGGGUACACCUACAGCAGCAACAUGAGCCCGUCCCGCUCCCCCUCCACCCCCUCAUACACUCCCCGUUCUCUGCCGUCGUACACUCCAGCAGCUGGCUCUUCAGGAAUGUGGCAGUAUCCCAGCAUAGGUGCGGAGGGGACGAGUGCAGGUCCAUCCACCAGUUCAGGCCACCCAGGCACUGCCUCAGGUCACCACCCAGGCAGUGGUGCUCCAGGUACCCAGCCAGAGCUCACUGACAUGCUGCAAAUCCUUGACCAGUCUGGACCCACGAGCUUUGAUGACCUAGGAAACAUGUUCAAUACAAACUUUGAAUGAGGACCCCAGAGUGUAGUGUUGCCCCUCACAAAAGACUCAAACACGAGUGCUUCAACUGUCGCUGCUACUCGUAAGGUGAAUUCGUAAGGGAGAGUCUUGGUAUCCACCCACUACAACAUUGUUCAUUUUUAUGUCUCAACAAGUGCCUCAACGACAGUCUGAUCAGAUUCGGUAAUUCCCACAUAUUUUUUGUAGGUAGGCCUCUUUCUACUUCGUGAAGGUAUGAUGUCAGCAUUGUUUAUUUAGUGGAAAGUUCAAAUAAUAUUGGAUACUGGAACUCUCCUAACAAAGUAGCUUCCAGAUUAGUUGCUGUCAAUUGGGACAAUGCCUGAUGUACUGUACAGGCAGGACAUAUGAGAAGAAAACAAAAAUGUGUUGGCCUAUGCAUAUUGACAGUGACAGGUAAUUAUCUGUCACAAUGGGUAAACCAUUAUUAUUACAUCUUUUAAAGUGUAAUUAGGUAUUUUUUUUAUAAUAUCAUUAUUAUUAUAAUGGUUUUAUUUUCUUUGUUAUGCAUUUGCACUUACUGAAAAGUUUUCUUUGAUACAUGCAGCAAAAUUUGCGUUGUAUCUGUGGAAAAACCAGCAUUUAUUUGCUUAGACAGUAUUACCUUCUACAGUGUAAACUUUGGAAAAUAUUCCUUAUGCUGUAGUAAUAAUCAAAUUGCAUUUAUGCAAUAAUUUUUUUUUCUCCUUUUUUCUUUUUCUUUUAUCUUUUUGUUUUUGCUGCUGGUAAUCAAAGUGUUUCGUCCUUGUAUAGGUAUUAAUUUUAUGGUCCCUGAAAGGGAGAUAAUGAUUGAAUUAUUUUUCCAAGCUGUACUUUAUCAUAACUUAGGGAUUUUCUCUACACUGUAUAUUUAUGCACAAUUUAGAGGAGUUAGCCUUCAAGCACAUGUCCAGGAAUGAAGAAAAUGUGAGUGUCUCAUUAUUUUUUUAUGUUUGCUUCUGUGAGCCGAGCAUUGGAGAAUUGAAGAGAUCCUUUGCCGUGAAUGCAACAUGCGUGUGCUCAUUUUUAUUUCACUUCUCACCCCAUGCAAACCAAGCAACAUCCUCAGUAAUCAGAGCAACAAAGCACACUCUUCAUUUGUCAAUCCUCAUCUGCCACCGCGCAGGGUCUUCCAGGCUUCAACUUACUGUGAAAACUUAAUUUCCUGUUCCAGAUGGUUUGGAGGAACAUACACUGUUGGUUCUCCCUCUCUCUCUUUUUUCCCAUUUUUUGUUUUUAAUCAAAUCUGCGACGACCUUGUUGCUGAGGUUGACGGCAGGUGCAAACAGGGUCAUGUGGGGGCGAGUUCAUUGCAGGUAGGGUGGUCAGGGUCUUUCACUAAUUGUUACUCCUUAGAUAUACUGUUUUGUUGAACUUGGGGUUUAGGGCACUAACAUUCUUCCUCAUUACAAGAAUGGUGAACAGGAACAUAGAUGGUCUUUUCAUAUUUGUAGUUCAGGUGUCUAAUAUUAUGCUCCUUUUAGGUAGAUUUUGUGAUUGUAAAUUUGUCUGUCUUACUACUUUGAAGGUUGAAUAACCAUUAUGCAGUUGUUUUGUUUUUUCUGUUUAUUGGAGCUUUGAUGCUAUUGAUAUAGUAGCUCAGUUUGUACAAUGACUGUGUAAUAUAUAUUUUGUCUUCUUAUGAUGUCAGUACAAGGUAUCUCAGAGCUCUGAGAGCAAGUUUUGCACGGCUGGUGCACUGUCACCAAUAUCUAUUUAAUUUUGGACAUAUCAUUCGUGGCUAGAGGGAGAAAUGGGCUUAUGGCUUGGUACAAAAUGGCCCAUGGACUGAGACUUGAUACAUUUUUUUUUUUUUUUUUUUUUUUUUUAGUUUUUCUUUUUUUAAUAUCUGCAAAAAUCCAGUGUAGCUAGCUGAUUUUGUAGCCAGAUAGUGUUGAAAAUACAUUAUAAGCAUUCCUCUAUUGUAAUUUUAGGGUGGUGAUAGAGAGAUGUGUGCCAUGUCUCCAUGGGUUUUGUGCCAACAGGCUGCAAGCCUUGAAUGUAACCUUGUUUAAUACAGAACUAGGUAAAAUUGGACAGCAGUCCAACCAUCAAGAAUUAGUGAAAAUUUUGGAUAAAACUUUUUUUUUUUCUUUGUAAAAAACAAGGUUUGACAGUAUCCCUCAAGUCUGUAGUUGUAGAUGAAUAAAGACGGAUCUGCAGAUGUCUGCAAUUUUGGGUCUUUGUUGUGUGUAUGUAAUAUCAAGCAUGAUUGUGUAUGCUUUGAAAGAUUUACUUGUGUACAACUGAAGGUUUAUAUAUAUAAGGGAGUCAUACCUGUAAAUACAAACCAGUACUGUAUGCAAGUGUGAAGACCAUUUAUUUUAUUGUACUUUAACUGAUAACUAACCAAAUUGUUAAUAUGGGGCUGGUAUGGAUGUACAAUGACGUUCACCCAGUGACGCAAAUCAAGGAACAGUGGAAGAAAGUGAAAGGAAAAACUAGGAACCAAAACAAAAAAACGUGUGUUGCUGGUCAUAUGAGCGCAGCAUGGAAGAUGUAGUGUGUGUAUUAAUCAAGGUAUUUAAUUAUGUUCUUAAGCCAUGAUUUGUGCAUCAGGAAACAUGAGGCACAAGUUGGAAUAGCUUUGUCAGUGGCCAUAUUAAUAUAAGGGAAGACUGUGUUGUGGGUCCUGUGUGCGGAGCCGAAGGAGCAAGCCGUUGGUCCACACUCACCAAGGAGCUCUGCCAGUGCAAUAUUUGCUGCAACGCCAUGCCAGGCUAGUGGGGCAUGGCUGACUUUUUUGUCACAAUAAUCAUCUGAUAUACUAAUUAAUUUUUGUACAAUUGUAAUCCACUUCAAAAUACAAUUAGAAUUACUUCAGAUAAUCCUAGCCACUUUGUGUGACCUGGGAAAAAAAAAUAUAAACAAAAAACAGAAAAUCUGUAGCCCAAAGUAAGAUCUUAUUUUCUUCUCCCCUUUGUAUGUUAAAUCUUUUUAACUGGGGAAAUGUGUGUGGGCUUCUUGUCCAGCCACAAAGGCUGAUGUUUCAUUGCAAAGUCCGGUGAGAUUAAAAUUGAAUUCUUGUCUGCUCCGAAAUACCAAACGAGAGAUACUUGUUUACAAAAUACAUUGAUUUAUGGAUGUGUUUCAAUAACUUUCAUCUUUGUAUUCUGUAAACCAGUGUGGUGAAUUGGUUUGAUAACAGACCUAAGAAUUAUUUUGAAUCACUAUGUAACACACAGUAAAACAUAAUUUUUAUAUGCAUUUGUAAGAUGUUGAAACAUCACAGAACUUUCACUAAUUGAUUAAUUUUUCAUCCUCUAUCGUUUAUACUUCUGUAUAAAAAAGAAGAAAUGUUUUCAGUGUUACGAACCUUGACUAUGUUGGCAGGACCCGACGGGAUGCUCAAUUACAGCUGGCUGUCUAGCAUACUUUCCCGAGGACUGAUUGGCAGUCAGGGUUGCUCAUGCUCACCCCUCUGCGCUAGUUGGUCAUGAUGAUCACAACUCUUUUUAAACUAUUUAUUUUUAGAUAUUUUAUUACCAGUUGCCACCGCGUGUAUUUAUUACAGAAAUCAGUAGCUUUAAAAAGGAUAGAUCUGUAUGGUAGUUACAGGAAUAGAGGUUUUAUUACAGUCGCUUCCACUGUCAUGGAUGGAGGUUGUUUGUGGAAGCUUUGUAGGUGUCCAGCACAAGUUACCAUUAAAUAUGUAAUAAUUUUUACAUAAUUUAAAAAAAAGUAUUGAUGAAAGAAAACUGCAAUCAAAGUAUGUAUGUUAUGUCCCUUGUGUGGGGGAAGGGGCUAUCAUCUCACAUAAAAUUGGCCAACAGUCCAGGUUUGGGCUAACAUAGUCACAGGUUGGGAAUUCACCUGUUCUCUGUAUGUAAAUCACUGUCUUCAGUACCAUUUUUAUAUAAGUAUGAGUGCAAUGUUUUUUAGAACAAUUAUUUAAGUACAUAGACCUAGCAGUAUUAGUGUAUGCUACCCUCUGUUAACAUAGCUUAUGUAAAGGAACUGUAUUUGCAGAUGGAGCACAGGUGAAUUCACUGAAAUGACUGUCCUGUGUGUCUACUCAUUAUCUAGUACUACUUCUAAUAAACUUACACUUAUCGGACUUUAAGUAUGUAAAUUACUGACGUAUAAAUAAACUUAUGUCCGCAA
Penaeus vannamei (Pacific white shrimp) is the source of this 6871-nucleotide messenger RNA. The record is from RefSeq and is a predicted model, not a curated record. Lineage: Eukaryota; Metazoa; Arthropoda; Malacostraca; Decapoda; Penaeidae.